AUGGCGCAUAAUGGCACCACGUUCAAGCUCAACACGGGCGCUCAGAUUCCGGCCAUUGGCUUCGGCACCUGGCAGGACAAGGACGCCCAGGAACCAGCCGUCACCAUCGCAUUGAAGACUGGCUACCGCCACAUCGACACAGCGCGCAUCUACGGCACCGAACCCGCCGUCGGCAACGCCAUCAAGAAAUCCGGCAUCCCUCGUGGGGAGCUCUUCAUUACCACAAAGCUAUGGAAUAACUCGCAUCACCCCGAUGACGUCGAGAAGGCGCUCGAUGCCUCGCUCAAAGACCUGGGCACCGACUAUCUUGAUCUCUACCUGAUGCACUGGCCCUCGCCAUUCGCACGCAGUGACGAAAUGUUCCCCAGGGACGCCGAUGGCAAGACCAAAACGGGCGACUCAGACUACGUCGAUACAUACAAGGCAAUGGAGAAGUGCUUACAAAAGGGCAAGGCAAAGGCGAUCGGUGUGUCCAACUUCAGCCAGGCAGAGCUUGAGCGCCUGAUCAAGGAGACGUCAGUUGUACCGGCGGUACACCAAAUGGAAUUACAUCCGUACCUACAGCAACACUCAUUCACCGACUUCCACAAGCAAAAGGGUAUCCAUAUCACACAGUAUUCUCCAUUUGGCAAUCAAAAUGAGAUCUACGACUCUGGAAAGGGCAUGGGCAAGUUGAUGGAUGACCCGGUUCUUGUAGAGAUUGGUAAGAAGCAUGGCAAGACUGGUGCGCAGGUUGCGCUAGCUUGGGGUAUCGCGAAGGGUCACUCAGUCAUUCCGAAGUCGAAGACGGAAUCGCGCAUUCAGUCGAAUAUCGAGGGCGACUUCAAGCUUCCACAGGACGAUGUUGCGAAGAUCGAUGGCAUCGAUAAGAAGCUGCGCUUCAAUGAUCCCUCGGGCUCAUUUGGGUGGAACUUCUACAAAGACCUUGAUGGCAAGAAGAACUAA
Cucurbitaria berberidis CBS 394.84 is the source of this 945-nucleotide messenger RNA. RefSeq names its product Aldo/keto reductase. Gene Ontology annotation, molecular function: aldose reductase (NADPH) activity. The coding region runs from base 1 to 945 and encodes 314 amino acids. NCBI's taxonomy places the organism in Eukaryota, Fungi, Ascomycota, Dothideomycetes, Pleosporales, Cucurbitariaceae. Gene Ontology annotation, cellular component: cytosol. The transcript has 3 exons. The record is from RefSeq and is a predicted model, not a curated record.